GCCGCGGUACGAGGUCAGACGCAAGAAGCACAACAGAAACAGAAAACCAACCAGAGGAAAGCUGCUCUUCUUCUCACAGGUGGUUUAGAUACAUGUGUGCGAAUUCAGCAUUUCUACAGAGACACGUCAGGUGUAUAGGUCAGUGUUGGAACAUCUCAGGCAUGGUCUGAGGAUUUAAGCUCGCAAAUCGUUUGCUUGCGAGCUUUAGCAUAUCUCAUGUCAGCUGCUGCUUUGAUGUGUUACAACUUGGUAUUUUCACUCUUAAAGCGUUGGUAUAUUCCAAGUGUGGCUAGUUAUAGGUGUGUCCUUCUGCAGUCCGAAUGCUAAAAUACGAAUCUUUAAAACCAUGAAGGAGUUUUUGAAGAAGACCCACAGCCUCUUUCUGAAGAUCGCCCUGUUUCCUAGCACGUUAGGCAGGACAGGUCCGCGGCCAGCUGCUUCGGAGGUGUUAACCUGCCACCUGCAGCAGCGCAGACUUCCUCCGUGGACUUCAUACUGUGUCCGCUACAGCUCCGUCCACAAUGACCAGUUUGGAAUGUCAAACUUUAAUUGGAGAGUUCAGGGAUCCAACUACCACAUUCUGAGAACGGGAUGUUUCCCCUUUAUUAAAUAUCAUUGCACUAAAGCGCCUCCUCAGAAUCUGGAUUUUGAAGACAGAUUUUUCACCAUGUUAAAAGUUAUUAAUCUGGGUAUCCCUUGUUUGGCCUAUGGCAUUGGCUGCUGGAUGGUGGUGGGAGCAUCAGAAACAGUACAGACGAGUGUCGGACCUGUCACAGUCUAUUUUGCCUACAAAGAGGAGGAAGGUGCACAGUACUGAAGUGAAGAGGAAACAAAGUAACUUGAAUGUGUUUUCAGGAGGAUAUUAUCUACCAAGCUGCUGUAUUUUUGAAACUAUUAAAGAGGAGCCUUUGUGUUUUUUAUAUUUCUUUA
Messenger RNA from Neolamprologus brichardi, 930 nucleotides. It is a transcript of the gene c7h15orf61, whose product is annotated as chromosome 7 C15orf61 homolog. The record is from RefSeq and is a predicted model, not a curated record. Lineage: Eukaryota; Metazoa; Chordata; Actinopteri; Cichliformes; Cichlidae.